AUGAAAGAGACCGAGGUCAUUCGGCGAGCCCUCGUCACCGAGAAGACGACGCUUCAGCGCGAGGCUACCGGGACGAUCGUGCUCGAAGUGUCGAUGCGGGCGACGAAGAUCGAGAUCAAGCAGGCGGUGGAGCGAUUGCUGGGAUCGAAGGUUGCCAGCGUUCGCACGUCGAUCAACCACGGCAAGAUCAAGCGGCAGGGACGGUUUUCCGGCCAGCGUUCGGACUGGAAGAAGGCCUACGUGCGGCUGCGCGACGGUGAGAACGUGCCCGAAUUCCUCGAAGGCGCCUAG
Geodia barretti is the source of this 291-nucleotide messenger RNA. The record is from the annotation of a GenBank genome assembly. Lineage: Eukaryota; Metazoa; Porifera; Demospongiae; Tetractinellida; Geodiidae.